UGCCAAAGGAAAUCCUUCCUCGCCAAAAAAAUGGCGCCGCUCAAGUGGGCUUGGGCUGCAGUGUUUAUUCUGAUAUUUGUCAGUCUGAUCCUCACUUGUAACUGCGACAAUGUGGAAAUUUCAAACGAGUCAAUUAGAGAAGAUGAAGUCGAUCAGAUCGCGACACAAACAGCGAGUCCUGGUGAGACUCAGCACGGUGAAGAAAGCAGCAAUGACGAGGUCCAGGCUGAAGAGCAGCAGUGGCAGGAGACUGACUCGGGGAUAAAGGAUGCAGAUGAAGACAGAAGGGCUGACUCUGGGAUUAAGGAUUUUCCUGGAGACAGCAGAUCUUUCACAAUACCUCCAGCUAAAGACCACUUUCAGGAGGAACUGGUGAUUCGGCCUCUCCAUUCAGGGGACAUCUAUGCGAAUUUCCAGUUUCGCACACAAUUGGACACAGAUUUUUUACAAGAAGAAAAGAAAGUGUCCCACUACCGUCUCUUCCCAAAGCCCCUGGGCCAGGUGCUGUCAAAAUUCUCUGUGCGAGAGCUGCACAUCUCAUUCACACAGGGCUACUGGAGGACCAUGCAGUGGGGGCAGCCGUUCAUUCCUGCUCCUCCUGGAGCCGAGCUCUGGGUCUGGUUCCAUAACACAGUAGUGGAUGUUGAUGAGAACUGGAAGGAGCUCACCAAUGUUCUCUCAGGCAUCUUCUGUGCUUCUUUAAAUUUUAUUGACUCCACCAACACUGUGGAGCCUAGUGCCUCUUUCAAACCCCUAGGACUGGGGAAUGUGACAGAUCAUCGUUUCCUUCGUUAUGCCACAUUGCCAAGGGAAAUUGUGUGUACAGAGAAUUUGACCCCUUGGAAAAAGCUUCUUCCUUGCGGCUCCAAGGCUGGUCUCGCAGUGCUGAUGAAGUCAGAGAAGCUUUUCCACAGCAGUUUUCACUCACAGGCUGUGCAUAUCAGACCCAUCUGUAAGGAUUGGCAGUGUUCAGGCACAGCAUGGGAAUUAAGACAGACCCUGAGUGUAGUGUUUGACCUCUAUACCUCUGGUCAGGGCAAAAAGGACUGGUCCCUUUUCAAGAUGUUCUCUCGCACUCUGACUGAGGCUUGCCCUCUAGCAUCUUCUAGCAAAAUCUACGUGGAUGUCACAGACAACCCCGAGGGUGAGCUGUUUGACUUGAGCCCAGCUACACCUCUCCUCAACACCACUGUGGUUCUGGGGGAUCGCAGGACUUAUGCUGUGUAUGAUCUAACCAAAGCGGAGACUUUUGGCCAGCUACGCUCUCUCAAUCUCUUAAUGCGCUGGAAAGCAGAAAGCGGAGACAUGCUGCGUCCAAUGCUACAUGCAGAGCGCUAUGUGGCAGGAUUCGGACUCCAGACGGGCGAGAUACACACACUAAUCUAUAACAAUCAUCCGUACCGAGCUUUCCCUGUUCUCCUGCUGGAGUCAGUGCCCUGGUAUCUGCGACUUUAUAUUCACACGCUCACUAUCACCAGCAAGUCACGUGAAAACAAGCCAAGCUACAUUCACUACCAACCUUCAAAAGACCGCUUGCGUCCUCAUCUCCUCGAGAUGCUCGUGCAGUUACCCCCUCAUUCGGUCACUGAGGUCACGGUGCAGUUUGAAAGAGCUCUUCUCAAGUGGACAGAAUACACUCCAGAUCCGAACCAUGGUUUCUAUGUCGGAUCGUCUGUGAUAAGUGCUCUCGUGCCAAGCGCUGUCGCCAUGGACAUCAACAGCACUCAGGAGCGCCCGCUUUUCAGCAGCUUUUUCCAUACCAAAGAGGAGUCAAGCUACUUUGUGCGCGUGUACACAGAGCCUUUGCUGGUUAAUUUGCCAACGCCUGAUUUCAGCAUGCCCUAUAAUGUCAUCUGCCUCACCUGCACGGUUGUGGCUGUGGCCUAUGGCUCCUUCUACAACCUACUGACCCGUACCUUCCAGGUGGAGGAACCGAGCCCACCGCUAGCUAAACGCAUAGCCAACGUCAUCCGCCGUAUACGGGGAGUACCACCGCUGUGAAGGACAUCAAAUUAACUGUGAAGCUUAUUAGGCAGCUGGAAAUCUAUGGACAUCUUGCUUAAGGGGCAAGCUCAAGUUGUUGAGCUGAGAGGAAAAGUCAAGAACAGCAGUGCAAGCUUUACCAAGAACUAAAUGAUAUAGAUCUGUGGGUUUUUUAUUUAGUCUGUUAACACUGGAGGAAAUGAACUAUUUCAGUUUGUUUUAGGGCAAGAGGGAUUCAUUUACAUCUGAGUAUAUCACUGUGUAUUGGCAUUUUCUGAUUCCAUUCAUCUGGAAGACAAACUUGAAGCGAAAUGUGAACCCUAUCGUACUUUGGGAAUGAGCAAAAGCCAUUAAUCAUUCUGUUUUGGAAAUCCAGUGAAGAUGGAAACAAACUGUCAAGCAAAAUCAAGCAAAAAAAAAUUCCAGUCAUCGUAUUGUACAAAUGUUAUUGCUGUAAAAUUGCUUGCCCUUGGAA
Messenger RNA from Hemibagrus wyckioides, 2458 nucleotides. RefSeq names its product phosphatidylinositol glycan anchor biosynthesis, class T (gene pigt). The transcript is spliced from 12 exons. The record is from RefSeq and is a predicted model, not a curated record. Bases 31 to 2001 code for a protein of 656 amino acids. NCBI's taxonomy places the organism in Eukaryota, Metazoa, Chordata, Actinopteri, Siluriformes, Bagridae. Gene Ontology annotation, biological process: attachment of GPI anchor to protein. Gene Ontology annotation, cellular component: GPI-anchor transamidase complex.